ACAUCUCACCGUUAGAUGGCGAAAGUGUAGCAAUGGCGGAUGAUCGUCACCCCCUUGUUGGAGCAGUCGACGAAGGGACCAGCAGCACUCGAUUCCUGAUCUUUGACAGCAAGACAGCUGAGUUAUUGACAUAUCAUCAGUGCGAGUUCCCACAGAUUUAUCCGAAGGAAGGAUGGGUUGAGCAGGAUCCUAUUGAGAUCCUCAAAGCAGUUUAUGAAUGCAUUGAAAAAGCCGUGGAGAAUCUAAAGGCCUUGAACAUUGACCCCGGGGAUAUAAAAACUAUCGGCGUGACAAACCAAAGAGAGACGACGGUUGUUUGGGACAAGAUUACUGGAAAACCCCUGCAUAAUGCUAUCGUGUGGUUGGAUUUGAGAACGUCAUCAACUGUUAAGAAACUUCUUGCUAAAACUCCCGGUGAAAACAAGGACUAUUUGAGGCCGAAAUGUGGUCUUCCGAUUUCAACGUACUUCAGUGCCUUGAAACUGCGUUGGUUGAUUGAUAACUGCCAGGCCGUCCGAGAUGCUAUCAAAGCGGAAACAUGUAUGUUUGGUACUGUUGAUUCGUGGUUAUUAUGGAACAUGACUGGUGGAACUGAAGGUGGCAUCCACAUAACGGAUGUGACCAAUGCUAGUAGGACGAUGUUGAUGGAUAUUCACAGUCUCAAAUGGGACAAGCAGUUGUGCAAGUUUUUUGAUGUGCCGAUGUACAUCUUGCCCGAGAUUAGGAGUUCCUCUGAGAUUUAUGGCCACCUGACGGUGGGCUGCUUGAAGGGACUACCCAUAUCUGGGAUUCUUGGAGACCAACAAGCCGCCCUGGUCGGACAGUGCUGCUUCCAGAGCGGCCAAGCCAAGAACACGUACGGGACGGGAUGCUUCCUGUUGUAUAAUACCGGUCCCAAUGCUGUGGUGUCUGAGCAUGGCCUCCUGACAACGGUCGGGUAUCAGCUGGGCAAGGAUAAGCCGGUCACGUAUGCAUUAGAGGGCUCGAUAGCUGUGGCGGGUGGCGCUGUCCGGUGGCUGAGAGACAAUCUCGGGAUUAUUUCGUCAUCGGAUGAAGUCGAAACCCUGGCCGCUAGUGUUGAUACAACACAUGGAUGUUACUUCGUCCCGGCAUUCUCCGGCUUGUUCUGUCCAUACUGGCAGAGUGAUGCUAGGGGAAUCAUGUGUGGCCUGACGCAGUUUACAAACAAGUCUCACAUUGCCAGAGCCGUCCUUGAGGCUGUCUGUUUCCAAACUAGAGAGAUUCUUGAAGCCAUGAACAAGGACAGUGGUAUCGCGAUGGCCUCUCUUCAGGUGGAUGGUGGGAUGACAAAGAACAACCUCCUCAUGCAGCUACAGGCUGACAUCACUGGGAUUCAAGUUGUGAAGCCGUCCAUGCCCGAGACGACUGCUCUCGGCGCUGCAAUGGCUGCCGGGGCUGCCGAGGGGAUUAACGUAUGGAGCCUUGCGCCUGAAGAUCUAACAACGAUAACAACCGAGAAUUAUCUGCCACAUAUUUCUGCCGAUGAUCGUGACGGCAGAUUUGCCCGUUGGAAGAAGGCGGUUGAGAAGUCGAUGCAUUGGGCAGAGUCGGAGACGAGUGCUGACACAAGCCUAUCCAUCGGUGGCUCCGCACCCAUAGGACUAUUCAUCUUCUUAGGAUUCGGCCUUGCUAUACUUGUCGACAUCACAUCGAAGAGAUGACGAUAGCGGACCUUAGGAAGAUAAGAUUUUUAAACCCACCGAUGUGUUCAGGAGGAAAAACUGCUGGAUGUUGACGCAGACAUUUUGGAUAGAAAAGGACUUAAAGUAUCUGGAGAGGCUUCAAAUCCACCGAACGAGUUCAAAGGGCGUCACCCUGUGAUAAACAAGGCUGUCUUCAGCGAUAAUGAUAGCUGGACUUGGGGAAAUGAAAACCCACUGUGCUGUGUUCAGUGGUAGAGAUACUGGCACGCAACAAUGGGAAAUCUUCUCCGGGCUGUUUGUAAAGAUAUCUGAAUUGAAACACCUCCUGUGCUGCUAAAGGGUCACAAUAUCUGAAAUCAGGAAUUGCAACCGACUGCGCUGUUCAGUGGCACUGGUUGUGUGGUUACUGCCAAGAUGCUGCGUGCAGGGCAAGACUACUAAAUGAGGGUAUCGACACCAUGUGGGAAACAUUUGCCUUGGUCAAACGCACAAUGUCCCAUACCCUCAUUUCAAGAUAGUGACUCCGGCACAACUGUAUAAAUUGGUAAUUAUGUUCGGAUUGUCAGUGGCACGUGAUGUCUUGAACUUAUUGCAUCAUAUCUGAGGAAACGAUGUGUUUUUUCACAGACGUCCGGACAGGCCCGAUUGGUGAACAAUGUCGUGUGUUAAUUUGCUUGCCUUAUCAGAUGCUGCACUCCAACAUAGGAAUAUAUUCUAUUGGGACAGAGAGGAAGUUUCUUCGGUGAGCUUUAGGUAGCUAUGGUACUGACACUAACCAAGGUGUGUUGAGUCCCCAGUAAAAGAACAGACAGAUGAUUCGAACUCCUGUGCUAAAAGGCAGACGGAGACAAUGGUAACAUUGUAGAGAAAUAUGUUGUUUUGUAGUGUUAAGAUCACUCAAGCCAAAGAUCAACAAUCCUAGAGUGAAAGCUUUCAAUAGGCUAACCGCUGCACCGAAGACCUUGAAGGGCAUGGUGGGGCAACUUUGGGUGAUGUCAAGUGGAAGGUUUUGCAUUAUGAUCAUAACUACCUGCCCCUACGUACACAUUUGGUGGCUCUAUUUCUCAACUGAAGCUCCCUUGACGACUUUGAAGGAGUGCUUCCAAUGGUAGGUAGGUCAAUAUAUGUCAGGAUUGCUGGCAUCCACUUGGAAAACAUGAGCAAUGCCAACUUGAUAUGCUGAUUCAAGGAAAAUGACAAUUUUGUAAAGUAAGAUAUUUUAUUCAUUUUAUAAAAAUGCAAUAUGUUGACAACUUCUGAUGACGUGGUUUAUACCUGGAUGAA
This is a messenger RNA of Lineus longissimus, 2948 nucleotides long. RefSeq names its product glycerol kinase-like. The coding region runs from base 33 to 1682 and encodes 549 amino acids. Gene Ontology annotation, biological process: glycerol-3-phosphate biosynthetic process; glycerol metabolic process; phosphorylation. The transcript is spliced from 16 exons. NCBI's taxonomy places the organism in Eukaryota, Metazoa, Nemertea, Pilidiophora, Heteronemertea, Lineidae. Gene Ontology annotation, cellular component: mitochondrion. The record is from RefSeq and is a predicted model, not a curated record. Gene Ontology annotation, molecular function: glycerol kinase activity.